AUGGAUGCCACUCUCUUGCCUUCCCUCGCCGAGGGCCAGUUGAACCUUCACCUUCUCCGCUGGACGGGGGAAGGAAAAUCCUCCCUUUUGGAGGCUGCGUACGCUGUGCCGGUGUUUUCCCGGAGCGAGGGGGUCAUUCUUGCAAUUCCUCCCGGCUUCCUGGCUCCAACCCUCCUGGCUUUAGGGCAUACCGCUCACGAAGACAGCCUUGUGGGGCCCUCAAAGCUUCUGACCGUACCAUUUGCCGUGACGGACGAACUGGGAGCAGAGAGCCUGCUCGGCAUAGAUGCGCAAGUCCUUGUGUGCGAUUUCGGGGGUGGGGUCAUAGAGCUUCUUCAGGAAUAUCGCGAAGAGACGGAUCUGACAGACUGCCUUUUGUUCUUGGAGGAUCACCCAGAUGCACUGCCAGUGGGGCCGGCCCUUCUCACUGCCACCAGGGCCUGGAUAGCGGAGGCUGCUGGGGACCGUGUGGCUUUCUACUCUGCAGUGGAGGAGCAAGCCGACAUGGCCCCCAAGGCCAAGGCGAAACAGCAAACCAAGGCCAAGCGCCUCACAACGGCUGCCCUUGCAGAGCAGGUCGCUGCAGUGACGGACCUGCUUCCCCAGAUUGGAAAGCAGCUUGCAGCUUUGCAGAAAGGUCAGCAGGAUUUGGAGGCCCGCCUUCCUGUGUCCAUGGAGCCGGCUCAGUUAGGGCCCUCUGCAACUUCUCAGAUGCGCUUUCCGAGUGUGCAGCCAAAGACCGCCGCCCCGGACGAGGGAACCUCUCAGCGGCCACCUACCCAGGUGCAGGUUCGCCUCACGUCUUCCGUGGGUAGGCUUUUGAAGGCUUUCGGUGCCUCUGUUGGCGAGGAGCUCCUUGUCAGCACAGGCCGCCGCAAUCCCCAAUUGGUUGCACGCCUUUCUGAGUUGAUCUCGUUGUUGACUACCAUCAGUCCCAAAGGCUACGAUGCAAGGGAAGGUGAGAAGGUACCGACUGAUCCGUCUGUGCUUCCCGAACUCGAGCCUUGCAGGCCCCUAUGUGCUUCAAGGCUGAAGCUUUCUGGCCGAGGCCAGUUUGACGCUCGGCCUUUCCUCAGCCCAAACCUCUACAUGGCUUUCUGUGAGCCUGAUGCUCUGCUGCACACCGGCAUGCCUCCCACUGAUGUCUUUGCUGAUUGGACCAAAGAGCGGCCCGAAGAAGUCGCGGCCUUGGCCAAGAUCUGGGAUUCAAAGGGCUUGCUGCAUCUUAGGCCCCCCAACGUACCUGCCUCUUUGAGCCAUCACGUUUCGCGGGCUUUUAACUGCUACAAAAGCCCAGAAAAGGAUCGACAGAUCAUUGACAGAAGGGGUCGAAACUGGUGUGAAGGCAGGGUUUGCGGCCCAUCCGCAAUCAUACCGGUAGGGCCCCUGCUGUGCCAACUUGAGGCCCGGCCUAGCCGCGAGACUGUCAGGAUUUCAAUAACUGACAGGCGUGACUUUUACCAUCAGUUUUGGGUGCCAGACCGGCGCGCUGAGACAAACAUGCUGGGUCCCGCUCUGCCGCGUAGCAUGCUGUUUGGCACGGCUGCACUUGAGAGGUUCGAGGCCCAGCGAUGUCCGCGUUCUUCGGGAAAAAGACUGCACGAGGUCAGAAGCGACUUCCUUCACGAGGAGCCUGCUAAGGAUCGCUUCGAGCCUUUGUUGUUCAACUCCGACCUCUUGGUGCCUUGCUUCAAGGCCAUUGCUCAAGGGGACCAUAUCGGUGUCGAACUGGCCUCGGAUGCGCAUGCCUCUUUGCGUGCUAGCCACGGUCUCCUCGGUGGGGGCGACCGUCUUUGUUCCAACAGGCCUUUCAAAUGCAGCGCAGAGGCCCAGGGCCUAAUUAUCGACGACUUCUUUGUGGCCUCAGUCUGCGAUGCUAGCUCCAGCAGUGAGCCGGCGUGCGUUGCCAAGCUGCGCUUGGCCAAGGAAGCGUAUGCUUUGUACUUCCUCGAAGGCUCUGAUGACAAAGACGUGUGGAGCGGAGAUUGCGUGAGAGUCGCUGGGGCGCAGCUCGACUCUUCGCCCGGCACUCGAGCGCUCGGCCUCAUUACUCUGGGAGCCCCUGCCGCUAAGAGGGCGGCUCUCUCUGUGAUCAGCCUUGAAGUUGCCAGACUUGCCCACACAACCGAUAGUCUGCACUUGUGCCUGCUGGGCAACUGGACUUCCAGCUUGCUUUACAGGCGACAGCUCAUGUCAGUGCUCGCCAGGAGUUUUGGUCUUGUCCGAGCGCAGGAUUUAGGCCGGGUUCCUCGUGUCAUUGGCCUUCCCAGGUCUGUCGCCCAGGAGUUGGUCCUGCUGGCCAUCCUGGCCCCGCUUGCUGUGUCCAAUCUUGGCGCCGUCCUGGCAGACAGUCUAUACGCCGCCGACGCUUCCGAGCAAAAGGGUGCUUUCGUGAGUUCCACCGCGCCCCCCUUUCUGGUCCGGUCACUUUGGCGCACUGGCUCUAAGAAGGGUGGCUACUCUCGCAUUUUCUCUCGUGAGGAGGCUCUCCUGGCUAAGCACCUUGAUCCUGAGCCCUACAAUCUUCGCUUGUUGCAGAGCCAGACGUCCGUGAGCCCUAGCCGGCCCCUGGCUUUCAGGUUCGACUUCAUUGAGGUUUUCUCCAGUUCUGGUAGGUUGACUGAGGCACUUAGCGCUAAGGGUUGGGUUGUAGGUCCUCCUCUUGACAUUGCACGAAGUCCUGCCUAUGACUUGCAGAACCUCCGCGUGCUUGACUGGUUGUUGCACAUGUUGGAAGGUCGCACCCUCCGCAGCUUGGCUUUGGGGCCCCCUGGCUCCACCUUCUCGUGCGCAGCCUCUCCCAGCUUGAGGUCUGAUACUGAGCCUAGGGGUUUCUCGCCGUCUGAGCCACGCACGCUUUUGGGCAACACUUUGGCGCUUCGGGCUCUGACGCUUGUGUUUGUUGCCCUUCGGAUGGGCGCCGUUGCCUUGCUUGAGCAGCCCCGGAAGUCCAAGAUGGCAAGGCUCAGUGAAUGGAAGCGCUUGCUCCUGUUGGGGGCCCAUGAGGUCUUUUUGGCCUCCUGUUCUUUUGGUAGCGUCCACCUGAAGGAGUUUCGAUUCCUGGUGGUCAACGCAGAUUUCUCCCGUCUGCAGCAGCCGCGCACAAGGAAUCAUUCCCAUGUACAGAUCCAAGAGAAGCAUACAGCAGCCUCCUCCGUGUACGUGCCUUUCCUUGCAGAUGCCAUUGCCCACGAGUUUGACCAAGCACUUAGAGCGCAGGCCCAUGUGGCCGCUGCACAAAGCCUAAAGGCUGAAGGCCUUGAAAACUUCGUUGUGAAUGAUGUUGUGUUGUCUCUGCCGUGGAGGGUUGGGAAGGCAUUGGCUUGGAGGGCCAUGUCCCACAUCAAUAUCUUGGAGCUCGCCUCGGUCCUCCGCUUGCUGCGCUUCCUGGUCGCAGCUGUCUGCUUGGCUGCAGACCUGUAUCCAGUCUUCCACUUCUGCCCUACGCGCCUGAAUCCCGCUGACUGUCCUACUCGUGACACGCUUUUGCCUCCGCCUUCUGACCAUGCAGUGUGGCCCGAGUUGACUAUUGAUCAGCUCUAUGAGGGCCUUGCAGCCACCAAGGGUCCCUUCCUCGCCUCCCUCGCCUUCUUCUUUUAUGGCCGCCUCUUGUGUCUUUUCUUCCUCUUCCUCGCUGCAAGAGAGCACAAGACACUGGCUGAAGGAAGGCCUGUCGAGGAGCCGACUCAGCGUAGACGUCAGAAGUUUCUGGAGGCUUUUGAGCGUUGGCUGGGCGCCCGUGGUUUCGACUUCAAGGUGCUCCUGACACAAGGGUUUGAUGGGGCCCCCGAGAUGAACCGUCUGCUGACCGACUUUGGCCGUGAGCUUUUUGCUGCUGGCUGGCCUUAUUCUCACUACUCGGAAACCAUUAACGGGGUUGCUGCUUUACAGCCAGCUUUGAGGCGUGUUUUGACACCAGCUUGGGAUUUAGCGUUUUCGUGGCUCCGUGAAGAACCUCAUACGCAUCACCUUGGCAUGCCUUGGCAGGUGCUACUCGCUUGUGUCUCAGUUGCCCUUCUUUGGGGCUGGGUCCCCGUUGCCGGGUUGCUGGCUUUAACGUGGGGUGGCGUCAUGCGUGUGGGCGAGGUUCUCGGUGCUACGAGAUCUGACCUGACAUUGCCAGCCGAUCUUGGUGGCACGAUAUGGUUUGCGCUGCUGUCAAUCGCGGAGCCAAAAACAAGGUUUCGUGCUGCCCGACACCAGGUCGCUCGCUUGGACCAACCUGAUUUGCUGCGAGUUGUCACCAUGGCUUUUGGUCACUACGCCCCCGAAAGGCGCUUAUGGCCUUUCUCUCCCUCGACUUUGAGGAGCAGGUUCUCCGCAGUGGUCAAGGCCCUCUCUUUGGACCGACUUCCAGGAGGCAAGCAGUUGGACCUUGGCUCCCUCAGAGCGGGAGGGGCUACGUGGCUCCUUCACCAGACUGAGAACAGCGAGCUCGUCAGGCGACGAGGCAGAUGGCUAAAUCAUCGUUCGAUGGAGAUUUACGUCCAGGAAGUGGCGGCACUACAUUUCUUCUCGACAGUCCCAGCCGUCGCCAAGACCAAGGUUUUGUCCUUGCUGGAAGGUUGGGUGUGGCGAAAAUCGCUUUGGGCAUACUACCAGGAGCUACUUCAGACUCUGGUGCAAAACAGAAGCCCAGACCUGAUCCAUGUGGGAGGAGAUCAGAGGGGCCAGGCGACGUUGCUGGCGGCGCAGAGUAGCGUGGCCCUCGCGGCAGGCGAUGCAAAGAUGGCACAGGGCUAUGCGAGCGAAGGCCGCCAGAUCAUAUCUCGCAGGGGCGCUGUCUCGGAGAAGGAGAGCAGGGCGCUUCUUCUUCGCCUCCAUGUGGCAGAAGCGAACGCCCAUCUGGCUGCUGAAGCUUUGGCUCCGGCAGCGUCGUCGGCUUGGGAGGCUCUUUCGCUGGCAAGAGAAGCUCGCGACGAAGAUGGUCAGUGCGAAGCGCUGCACGUCAUGGCGCUCCUCUUCCUCUUCUUCGGCAGGACUGCAGCCAAGAAGGCUCUGCAAGAGGCAGCGGUGGGAGACUCCCCCUUUGCAUCUCUGGAGUCGUCGAACCAAACAGCUGCACUUCUCCGCAGACUUGGUGACAAGGAAGGCGAGGCGUCAGCGAUGCUCUUUGGCGUCGCGGAAGCCCGGCUGGACCAAGGCAACAGCCUGGAGGCCCAAGGAGCAGCGCACCGUGCACGAGAGCUCUUCCGUCAGCUGAGACAUCGCCGCGGGCGCCUGGCGGCCUUGGAGGUCUUGACGCGGAGCUUGGGUGUGGACACCCUGGCUGCGCUUGAGGCCACGGAAGAGGAGCUGCGUCUCUUCGAGGCCGAGGGAGAUGCGGCCGGGCAGGUGUCGGCACUCCGCACCUUGGCAGAUGCCUACAUUGCCAGGAGGAUCUAUGGCGAGGCCCGCAGCGCUCUCCGCAAGGCGCUUGAGCUGCUGAAAGGGACUGCAGCAAACGAGCUGCAGGGGCAGACCCUCCUGUUGCUCUCACAGAUAGAGGACUUUAUGGGCAGGACGGAAGCCGCCCUGGAGACUGCCGAGAAGGCCCUGCUGGCUGCGAAAGCUGGCAAAGCUGCCGGCCUUGUCACUGAAGCCCGGCGAGUUGUGAGCCGCCUGCAGACAAAGUGCGGUCGCUCAGAGCAAGCUCCAAACCGACGGGACGCCCUGGAAGCCUUAAGAGAGCUGACUCAGGCUGCACGUCGGCAUGACGCGGAUGAGUUCAGAGCUGUUCUGGAUCGCCUUGACGAUCUUUCUGGCUACACUGAUGGGGAUGUAAAAGCGGCCCUAGUUAUUGAGGACGACGACGACCAGCCUAGCCUUGUAGAGUUCUUGAAGAAGCACGGAAAGACGUCUGCAGGAGCCGCGCAGCCUGGUCGUGGUGGUUCCAUUGUGAUGACAGGCCUGAACCAUGCGCUGCUCUACCUAUCCUUCCGCAUGGGAGGCCUCGGUUACGGGCCACGUUUCCGGCGCUGCUAUGGCCACAGAGUCGACGGAGAAGAAGCGGUCCAUGGCGUCGCGUACUUGCGGCUUUUGUCCUCGCAGGAAGAGUGGGGCCGGCGGCUCGAGAUUCAGCCUCCCAUCCUGGACUCCAUGCAGCAUUCGCUCAAUGUGGUGGAGCUUGCUGGGACGGUGUGA
Symbiodinium natans is the source of this 6123-nucleotide messenger RNA. NCBI's taxonomy places the organism in Eukaryota, Dinophyceae, Suessiales, Symbiodiniaceae. The record is from the annotation of a GenBank genome assembly.